Danio aesculapii is the source of this 4337-nucleotide messenger RNA. Its product is annotated as tripartite motif-containing protein 16-like. NCBI's taxonomy places the organism in Eukaryota, Metazoa, Chordata, Actinopteri, Cypriniformes, Danionidae. Bases 188 to 922 code for a protein of 244 amino acids. Gene Ontology annotation, molecular function: protein binding. The transcript is spliced from 4 exons. The record is from RefSeq and is a predicted model, not a curated record.
GCUACAGGGCUGUAAUCUCACUGUUCAGUGCUGUGAGAGUUUGUCUUCAGCUCUACAAUCCUCAAACUGUGUCCUGAGAGAGCUGGAGCUGAGUAACAAUGACCUGCAGGAUUCAGGAGUGAAGCUUCUCUCUGAUGGACUGAAGAGUCAACACUGUAAACUGGAGACACUGAGAUUGUCUGGCUGUAUGGUGACAGAGGAAGGCUGUGGUUUUCUGUCUUCAGCUCUGACUUCAAACCCCUCACACCUGAGAGAGCUGGAUCUGAGCUACAAUCAUCCAGGAGAUUCAGGAGUCAAGCUGCUCUCUGAACAACUGGAGGAUCCAAACUACACACUGGACAAACUCAAUCUGGACCAUGGAGGAGACGAGAGGAUUACAGCAGGACCGCGCAAAUAUGUCUGUUUCCUCACACUGGAUCCAAACACAGCACACACUCGUCUCAUUCUGUCUGAGGAGAACAGAGAGGUGAAGAGUGUGUUAGAGGAUCAGCCGUAUCCUGAUCAUCCAGACAGAUUUGAUGUCUGGUCUCAGGUGUUGUGCAGAGAGAGUGUGUGUGGACGCUGUUACUGGGAGACUGACUGGAGUGGAGAUCAUGUGUAUAUAUCAGUGUCAUAUAAGAGCAUCAGGAGGAAGAGACGAGGUGUUGAGUGCUGGUUUGGAUCUAAUGCUCAGUCCUGGAGUUUGAGCUGCUCUUCCUCCAGUUUCUCAUUCAGACACAAUAACACACACACUGAUCUCCCAGUAGAGCUGCUCAGCAGGAGAAUAGGAGUGUUUGUGGAUCACAGUGCAGGAACUCUGAUCUUCUACAACAUCUAUAGAGACACAAUGAGCCUCAUCCACUCAGUCCAGACCACAUUCACUGAGCCGCUCUGCCCUGGGUUUGAGCUUUAUAAUUCUGGAUCAUCAGUGAAACUGAGCUGAAGACUGACGAGAGAUUUACCCUCUGCAGGAGCUGUGUGUGUGUGUGUGUGUGUGUGUGUGUGCGUGUGUGUGUGUGUGUGUGAGAGAGAGACUUUUUUUUUUUUUUUACUUUUGACAGCCUUUUUAUUAAAGAGCCCAUAUUAUACAUGAAAUAGGGUCCUAUGUAGGUUGUAAGGGUCUCCAACAACAGUCUAAUAUGCAUGCAAGAUCUAAAAACACUUUGAUGGUCUUAUAAUCUGCAUUUAUUUGUACCUAAUUAUCCCAGCGACUCUCAUAUGAAUCGUUCAGCGAUUCAUUUGUUCCCAAACCCCUCCUCAGCGCGAAGCUAAUCUGCGCUGAUUGGACAGCCUGCUGCGAUUGGUCGACACGGACAAGGCUUCAGCGCGAGAGUGAAAUGCCCAGCUGCUAAUCUACAAUAUAAAAGUAGUCACAGUGCACACACGCUUCAUUGUGGAUUUUGGCUGCCAGUGGGUGAAUGUAAACACAGACGAUGGACUAGAAAAUACUGACGACUAACUAUUUUAUUGAGCAAAAAGUCCAAGAACUGGCGAGGAGAUCUAGGCUUCUUGUCACAGUCACAGUCUUCUUGCUCUUUUCACACACACACACACACACACACACACACACACGCACACACACACACAGGGCCUGCGCGUCCAUAGAGAAGCGGCUGAAUAGAGAGGGCGCGGCGCUCAGUUAUAUCCGCGAAUACCCGUGCGUUACACACACACUCGCGCACACACACAGGGCCGGCGCGUCCAUAGAGGAGCGGCUGAAUAGAGAGGGCGCGGCGUGGCGCUCCGUUAUAUCCGCGAAUACCCGUGCGUUACACACACGAGGAGACACACACACACACACACAGGACCGGCGCGUCCAUAGAGGAGCGGCUGAAUUGAGAGGGCGCGGCGCUCAGUUAUAUGCGCGAAUACCCGUGCGUUACACACACGAGGAGACACACACACACACACACACACACACACACACACACACACAUACAUUACUCCUACCUGAGGACACCACACACACGCCUAGAGCGCAAGUUCAGCUUGCUGGGUGCAAUUUAUACACCUCACCUCGAACCUGAGCUGAAAUAUUUUGAAACUUGAGCGUUGCAUGUGUGUAAACAGCUGACGAUACGUAAUCAAAGCGGCACGCGUCGCGUUUUCAACGUGGCUUUACACGCGAUAUGAGAAUAUAAAGAGAUAACCUGAUACAGCACACGCGGUUACAAGUAACAAAACACAACUAAAUACAGAAUGUGCAAGCUAGAGUAAACGAGGCAAUAAUUUUAAUCGCACGUACUUACACUGGUGAAAUGGGGGAAGAAACUGAUCCAUGAUGCACUGAUCCAUGUUCUGACAGUCUUUACUGAUCCUUCCUUUAAUAAACUGAUGAAGUCUUCUUUGUAAGCAUGUAGUUUCCAGAAGCACUCGAACUGCUCAAGACUGGACUAUACUGCUGAGGUUUCAUCUGUGGGUGAACUGUCCAUAAUCUCCAUCUGCACAGCGUGACUUCAUUCCACCGGUGUCUGUCUGUGUGUGUCUGUGUGUGUGUGUGUGUGUGUGUGUGAGACUUUUUUUCUGUUAGUGGGCGGGGCCGCAGGUUUCAAAUCUCCCGGGUUUGCGCGUGCAACUACUUGUGUUUCGUAGCUGCGUCAUCACGAAACACCUAAUGACUCGACUCGUUUGAAGCACUAUGAGUCGACUCUUUUAUAGAUGAAUCAAUAGUUUUAAACACUGUACACUUACAGAUUUAAGCCUGAGCUGGAUAUUUCACUUCACUUAGAGCUGUGUGACACACUACAUGGAAGGGCAUUUUCAAAAACCCAUAAUAUGGGCUCUUUAACAAAUGAUUUUUAAAACAAUCUCACAUCAAUUUAUUUAUCAGAGGAAAAAUAGUAAUCAAAUAAAGUGAGGAGAUAAUAAUAAAUAACCAAAUCUUCCAUCUUCCAUCAGUAUAUGUGAGAAGAUGAGCUCUUGUUCAUCCAGAAAACACAGCGCAUUAUCACAACACCACUCAAAUUCAGAAAUGUCCAAUGUGCUCAUUUGUUUGUAAAAAGCGUACUCGAUUAUUGAGUUAUUGAUCGGGAUUUGAACCUUUUCUUUAGAACUGAAACCAUUUCUUGAUCUCCCUUUUGAUCCGUUUAGUUUUUUCUCCUAACAUAAAUGGCAGAUUUAGCAGCACCAACUCUAAAAUGAAUCAACUGACAUUGAACUCUUUUCCUCCAACUAUAUUUGUACCCAAGAAUAAAAUCUCUUGUUGUAAAUACCACCUUAAAAACAGAAGUUCUAGAAUAUUAAAUAAAGAGGAAAGUCUGGAGCAAAGCAUAAAGCAAUGAAAAACUGUCUCUCUUUCAUCACAAAACAGACACAUUUCUCCAACAUUAGGAUUUAGCACAGCAACAAAAGAAUUGACUGCUAUGGCCCCGUGGAGUCUCCUCCAUUGAAGAUCACCCGCUCUGUUAGGUAAUGGUGCUUUAUAAAGGACAUUCCAUACUGGCUUUGUUAAUUCAGUCAUUUCUAACUUCUCUCUCCACACUGGAUCACUUCUAUUUUUUAGCCAGUUAGCAUUUGUUACUUUAAGCAUACAUUUCACAUUAUAUUCUUCAAGUAAACUCUUUUCUUGCAUAUUUAAAAGCUUAUUCAUCUUAUCUAGAAAAUGUUUCAUAAAGCGUACAGAUUUUACCCCCCAAAACGUUGACAUUGUUUCCACUUCUUUAAAAUCAGACCCUGUAUUAUUGACAAUAUGUUGGAUUUGUAUACAUUUGUUUUAUUGCAGCAUAUUCAUCAGACCUGGUAAAUCAUCACCUGAUACAGCAAAGCGUGCUCCACACACGACUGGCUCUUCAAGUAGCCAGCAAAUGGACAUUAAAGGUUCCUUCCAUUGAUGUUUAAUCAAAGACCAAACUUUAAAAAGACUUUGAUAAAAAGUAGGAAUUCUUUUCAGAUAAAGUUUCUUACAAUCCAUUAAAAACAAAGCAAUGUCCAGUCCCGUUCCAUUUACUCUACGCACAAUGCAUUUAGCAACAGGUAUCCAUGCCAAUCUUUCAGACCCUAACAUGAGCUUCUGCAAAAACUGAUGACGAGAAGUCGAACAUCUACUUGCAAGAUGUAUUAAGCCUUGACCUCCGUCCUCAUUAGCUAGAAAAAGAAUGCUUUGAGGGAUCCAGUGCAACUUGUCCCAAAAGAAAUGAACCAUUUCUGCUUGAAUAUUCGACAGAAAACCAACAGGAGGAUCCAGACAUGAAGCUUACGCCACAACAAUGAAGCUGCAAGAUUGUUCAUCAUUAAAAUACGUCCUUUAAAAGACAACUGAGGAAGCAGCCAUUUGCAUUUUGUUAAGCGCCCUGUUCAUUUAUCUUCCAUUCCUAUGCAGUUCUUUUGUAUAAAUGACUCCCCGCCGAGAGAAACACCAA